ACUGCGGUGGCGCGCGAGCGCGCGGGGAGGCGGCAGGGGUUCCCGCGCCUGCGCACUGGCUCCGCUGCGGGCUCGGCGCGGCCACCGCCCACCUCCUCCCUCCGGGUCCGGGGCCGCAGUGCGCCUGCGCGUCCUGUCCGGCGCGCGCGCCCGAGCUCGGCGCCCCUCCCCCACUCCUCCUGAGCCCGGCCGCCCGUCAGUCAGUCAGUCAGUCAGUCGGUCGGUGGCUCAGUCGCUCGCUGCUCGCCCUCGGAGCCGGAGCCGCAGCUCUCCUCGCCGUCGUCCUCAGCCCUCGUCUUCUCGCCUCGCCUCUGCCCUUCCCGCCUCCCGUUGGCGAGGCCAUGGCGGAGCCGUCGGCGGCCACCCAGUCCCCGUCAAUCUCGUCGUCGUCCGGGGCCGAUGCCGCCGGAGCCGCGGCGGGCGGCGGGGGAACCUGCCCAGGCCUGGGGGGCAAGAGCUGCGCCUCGUCCUGUGCGGUGCACGACCUCAUCUUCUGGCGGGAUGUCAAGAAGACUGGCCUUGUCUUUGGCACAACCUUGAUCAUGCUGCUCUCCCUGGCAGCUUUCAGUGUCAUCAGUGUGGCUUCUUACCUCAUCUUGGCCCUUCUGUCUGUCACCAUCAGCUUCAGGGUCUACAAGUCUGUCAUCCAAGCUGUACAGAAGUCAGAAGAGGGCCAUCCAUUCAAGGCCUACCUGGAUGUGGACAUUGCUUUGUCCUCAGAAGCUUUCCAUAAUUAUGUGAAUGCUGCUAUGGUGCAUGUCAACAAAGCUCUCAAGCUCAUCAUCCGUCUCUUUCUGGUGGAAGAUCUGGUGGAUUCCUUAAAGCUGGCUGUCUUCAUGUGGCUGAUGACAUACGUGGGUGCAGUUUUCAAUGGAAUUACCCUCCUGAUUCUUGCUGAACUGCUGGUCUUCAGUGUUCCCAUUGUCUAUGAAAAGUAUAAGACACAGAUUGACCAUUAUGUUGGCAUUGCUCGUGAUCAGACCAAAGCAGUUGUUGCAAAGAUCCAAGCAAAACUGCCUGGCAUUGCAAAGAAAAAGGCAGAAUAAGAGCUGAGAAACUGGAAAUCCAACAGUUACUAAAACACCGUGUAAUAGUUAUAACCGUUGUUACUCGUACCUAUGAAGGAGUAUGCUCAUGUCAGCCUGAGCCUGCAUUCCAAGUUUGUUUCUUUAAUUUGGUAUUCCCCCUCCCUUAUCCUUGCCCUCAAUAUCAAGCACAAGAACAUUCGGGACUAAAAAGAACUGAUGUCUUAGAAUCCACAAGAGUAAAAGAAAGAUUCACAUUAAUAGGAUAAAUCCACAGCUAGUUUGGCGGGGGGUUGGGGAGCACGGUGGAAAGAGGAAGGCAGAGGCGGACCUCCUAAUUUUCAGAGUGGCUUUACCAAUCUCUCACCAUCAGCCUAUCUUUAUUUUUAAAUUAAAGGAGAGACGUUUUUAUUUUUGGCAAAUUAUUUUGGGACAAGAGUACGGGCAUGAAAGGACUUGAGGAAUUUUCAUGUCUUCUGGGUCUUUCGUGCCUCAUUUUCCUGCCCACUGUGGAAAAGGUCGGCAUAAGUGGACCCUGCUCUUCUCAUGGCCAUCUUCUCUCCAGUGGGACCUCUAACAAGGUUAGAGCUUUCAGUUCCAUUUCAUAACUUAGAAAUAGUCAGGAUUUUCCCUCUGUCUAAUAAGCAAGAUAUUGGUACUGGGGAAUGAGGACUAGAAGGAAACCCAGAGGAUGGAUCCUCAUCAGCCUGCCACUCUCUCUCCUCCCUAAACGAUUAAGAAACGACUGUUAUUGAGAAGUAGCAUUUGCUUUCUUCCUUUUCUGACACCAGUUCUGAGCUUUAGUCUUCUAUAACUCAUUCCUGUAUUGUGCUUUCCUCCCUCUCCCCACCUCACUUCAAGUUUAAUAAGGUUGUACCUUUCAUAUUAUGAAAUAAAAAGUCUGUAACUGCUGUACACUGCUGUAAACUUGUUAGAGAAAAAUAAUCUGCAUGUGGCCUCCUCAGUUGUUGUAAUUCUAUCACAGUCCGGGGUGGGGGAACAUGUGAAGAGGAACUUGUGAAACAUGACCCACCUCCUCCAUCUCCCUUCUUUCCACUGGGCUGUCCUCACAUACCUUUCUCAUCUUUGCCCUAAGGAGCAGUUUGCCUGAGCUGUACUAGAAACAACCCCUGACCCCCAAAACAAGGGGUUUCAGUCGGGAGGAGGAAUUCAAGCCUUUUUUUUUCUUUUACUCAGAAGAACAAAAUGCAGAUUAGUUUAUAGAAGUACAUUUUGUGGUUUACAUGGGAGUCAAACCUUGUUUUGAGGGUAGCUUUGCAUUUUGGAGGCUAUAUAUUUUUAUUUGGAAGGUUUUCUUCAUUUUUAAGGGGGAAAGUGGAGAGUAUGUCUUUUCAGCAUUUGCCUUGGCCCGAACUGCCCCUCCUGACAUGGCGAUGAAGCGGUUCUUAGCUGGAGCCUGGGGCUCCUGAGGUGCCAGGUUAUUUUGGUGCAGAGCAGUCGGGCCUAACUCUGCUGCUGGUUCGAGGAUCAUUAGUGCUUUGGUGGCUGUCUUUCCUCCCUCCUGACAUUUUCUUCUGACAGUAGAUUUGGGAAGCUCUUGAUUUCCAAUAAUACAUUGGUUGCCGAGUUUACAUGUGAGCUGCCAAAGGUGUUUAAGUAGUGGAUAUGGAAAAUCUGGAGGGAAUGGACCUAUUGUUUCUAGGCUCACAACUGCAGCUCAAUAGAAAGUAGCAUAGGAAAAGUUCUCCCUUUGUUUAAAAACUCCUUUUUAGAGAUUUUAGCUGAGUAGUAGGAAGACUUUGGUGCUGGGAACUUCAGGACGUCCUUGUCCCUCCCCAUUCAUCCUAGUCCUCUUCAGUCUGUUGUAGCAGAUGAGUCCUGAUGAGACAAGCCUUUCUCCACCCUCCAGGGCCCUGAUGGUCGUUGGGCUUCCCCCUCCAAAGGACCUCUUUGUGCCCUGGGAGCCUCCAUGCCUUGCGCUUCUGUCUGUUCUAUUAUUACUGCUGUGUUUUGGUCAUUGGACAGAUCUCUGUGCCAGGCAGGUUUUGUUGUUGUUUUUUUUUUUUUUAAGGAAAAAAAUGUAGACAAAAAAUUACUAAUGAAGCUCUGUGUGUGUGCGUGUAUGUGCGUGCAACAUAAAAUACAGUAGCAGCCCUUCUAAGGAGCCUGGAGAAUCUUGGUUCCUGUCAAACUGCAAAUUGAUGUAUUAAUAAAAAGAACACAUUGUCUGUGA
Trichosurus vulpecula (common brushtail) is the source of this 3219-nucleotide messenger RNA. It is a transcript of the gene RTN3, whose product is annotated as reticulon 3. Lineage: Eukaryota; Metazoa; Chordata; Mammalia; Diprotodontia; Phalangeridae. The record is from RefSeq and is a predicted model, not a curated record. Gene Ontology annotation, biological process: endoplasmic reticulum tubular network formation; brain development; neuron differentiation. The coding region runs from base 342 to 1046 and encodes 234 amino acids. Gene Ontology annotation, cellular component: neuron projection; postsynaptic density. The transcript has 7 exons.